AUGCCAUCCAUACAUCCAAUCGACAGGCCUAUCAUUCGAGGUGGCCAUGACCAGGCUCGCCCGACUAUCAAUGAACCGCUCAUAUAUUCCGGGUCUCUUGACGAUAUUCAAUAUAGAGACCUGACACCGGUCAUUGGUCGAGAAUACACGGGUUUGCAAAUCGCGCAAGUGUUGGAUUCAGAAGAUCGUGAUCGCCUGAUCAAGGACAUUGCGACAAUCGUUUCUGAAAGGGGUGUGGUGUUUUUACGAAGUCAAGAUGUUACGCAUCUCCAAAUGAAAGAUUUCUGUGAAAGACUUUCCACUCUUGCCGGAUGCCCUCAAAGUUCCUCACUGCAUAUCCAUCCGUUGACAGAGGAGGGAAGCGAGCUAGGCGACCAAAUUAGCCUUAUAAGCAGUGAGAAACAGAAGAAAGGCGGCGGUCUUACUCAUCAACUCAGCGAUACAUCUCGUUUCGCUUCUGUAGGAUGGCAUGCCGAUAUAACAUUUGAGAACGUCCCAUCCGAUUAUGCCAUUCUCAAAAUCCAUACUUUGCCCGAAACAGGAGGGGACACCCUCUGGGCGUCUGGGUACGAAGUUUAUGAUCGUCUAUCUCCGUCAAUGGCACAGUUCUUGGAAGGACUUACAGCUACCCAUGAUGCCACGUUCUUCCAUGAUGAAGCUAGGCGACUCGGUAACCCGUUGCGAGAGGGUAUUAGGGGCUCGCCGUUGAACUCUGGACCCUCUCUUACUACAGUUCACCCUGUUAUUCGCACCAAUCCCGUAACGGGUUGGAAGUCCGUCUUUGUGAAUAAAGGCUUUACGAAGCGAAUAAAUGGCGUCACCAAGGAUGAGUCGGAUAUACUAUUACAAUACCUUUUCAACCUUGUUACUCAGAACCAUGAUGCUCAGGUUCGGUACAAAUGGAAUAAGAAUGAUGUCGCUAUUUGGGACAACCGGUCCAACUGGCAUUGCGCAACAUACGAUUAUGAUGAAACUAGAAUUGGUGACCGAGUAUGUAGUCUCGGUGAAGCACCAUAUCUCGACUUGACUUCCCAGUCAAGGCGACAGGCUUUGGCUCAGAAACCAUGA
Talaromyces marneffei is the source of this 1068-nucleotide messenger RNA. RefSeq lists its product as uncharacterized. The record is from RefSeq and is a predicted model, not a curated record. Gene Ontology annotation, molecular function: 2-oxoglutarate-dependent dioxygenase activity. Bases 1 to 1068 code for a protein of 355 amino acids. Lineage: Eukaryota; Fungi; Ascomycota; Eurotiomycetes; Eurotiales; Trichocomaceae. The transcript has 5 exons. Gene Ontology annotation, cellular component: cytoplasm.